AUGGCCGAGCAGAGCAGAGUCACGGAUACGAGAGUCGCAAGUAGCUCUGGCGCCAGACACAUGCCCAUACAGUAUACCGACGGGCCAUCGCCAGGGGAGAAGAGCCUAGCUGCGCCGAGUAGACGGUACUUGAUCCUCGCAGCAUCUCUUGCGGUGCGCCACCGUCUCUGCUACCUCGCCGCCAGGCAGACGCUGUUGCAAGCGUGGCUCCAGCGGCGGUGGAGCAGCCCGUUGGAGCGACCCAUGGCCGGAAACAGGGAUGGGCGCCGAUCUAACCAGAUGUGCUACACACGGCCGAGCCGGGCAAAGCAGCGAUCGACGAGCAUUUGGGCGAUGGUGAUGGUGAUGGUGAUGGUUGGUUCUGCCUCUUUGCGCAGCCUCGGGAGUUUGGCUUGGUUGCAGCAACCGACAUGUGAAGUCAUCUCAUACAGUAUACAGUCGUUGUUUGGAUGCUCGAGCUGGACAUCCGACUUGACUCGAUGGCCCCCUGUCUUUGACCAGCUAAACGAGCGCGGAGAUGCCGCACCAUGGCCCGACAGGCCACUGGUCCGUCCCAUUGGCCUCGCCGCCGGAAAUUGCAGAGGCAAAAAGUCUGGUUGUCGAUUUGGUUCACCAGAUCCAGUGUCUAUUGCCUCGCGGAUGCAAGCAGAGACCGCAAACCGCAAGCAGCACUAUGCACCGCGAUCUGGGGUUUUGGAUGGCAAUCGUGGUUGGCCAGCGUUGCCUGGGGCUAUUCUUCGUGGUGCGGCCGCUAUUCUGCCCUCGUAG
Molecule: messenger RNA, 768 nt
Organism: Trichoderma atroviride IMI 206040
Lineage: Eukaryota; Fungi; Ascomycota; Sordariomycetes; Hypocreales; Hypocreaceae
Source: RefSeq, a predicted model, not a curated record